Messenger RNA from Aspergillus tubingensis, 978 nucleotides. Its product is annotated as serine/threonine-protein phosphatase. Gene Ontology annotation, biological process: mitotic cell cycle; peptidyl-serine dephosphorylation. The record is from RefSeq and is a predicted model, not a curated record. Gene Ontology annotation, molecular function: protein serine/threonine phosphatase activity. The transcript is spliced from 6 exons. Lineage: Eukaryota; Fungi; Ascomycota; Eurotiomycetes; Eurotiales; Aspergillaceae. Gene Ontology annotation, cellular component: cytosol. Bases 1 to 978 code for a protein of 325 amino acids.
AUGAUAGUUGACAUUACGAGUAGGCCAGAUAAGCAGUCGAAGCCAAAGGGAUUGGACUAUCAGCAUACCCGAAACUUGGACGCAUUGAUCGAGCAAUUGAUGAAUUGUAUAACCUUGUCAGAGGAUAAUAUAGAGGGAUUAUGCGAUCAGGCAAGGAAUUUGUUGCAAGAUGAAUCAAAUGUACAGCCAGUCUCCAGCCCUGUUACAGUCUGUGGCGACAUUCAUGGCCAGUAUCAUGACCUGAUCGAGCUUUUCCGAAUAAGUGGACCAUGUCCAGACACCAAUUACCUCUUCAUGGGUGACUACGUCGACCGCGGCUACCAUUCCGUCGAAUCAGUAUCCCUCCUCGUCGCCCUCAAAGUCCGCUACCCCAAACGCAUAACGAUCCUCCGGGGUAACCACGAAUCCCGACAAAUCACUCAAGUAUAUGGCUUCUACGACGAAUGUCUACGGAAGUACGGCAACGCCAGAGUAUGGACAUUAUUCACAGACCUAUUCGACUACCUCCCUCUUACCGCUCUUAUCGAUAAUCGCAUAUUCUGUCUCCACGGAGGGCUAAGCCCCUCUAUUGAUACUCUGGAUAAUGUUCGAAAAUUAGACCGAGUACAUGAACCUCCUCAUGAUGGCCCAAUGUGUGAUCUUCUCUGGAGCGAUCCUGAUGACAGAUACGGUUGGGGUAUUUCGCCUCGGGGCGCCGGGUAUACAUUCGGACAGGAUAUAUCUGACGCGUUCAAUCACAAUAACGGUCUCAGUCUUAUCGCGCGAGCACAUCAGAUGGUAAUGGAUGGGUAUCUUUGGGCACAUGAUAAAAACGUGGUUACGGUUUUCUCUGCUCCGAACUACUGCUACCGUUGUGGCAAUCAAGCGUCUAUACUGGAGGUAGAUGAGCAACUCAAUUACCGAUUUAUACAGUUUGAUCCUUCGCCACGGACUGGAGAAACUACAGUGCAUAGAAGGACACCAGAUUACUUUUUAUAG